Aspergillus terreus NIH2624 is the source of this 2238-nucleotide messenger RNA. RefSeq names its product putative NADH-ubiquinone oxidoreductase, subunit G. Gene Ontology annotation, biological process: ATP synthesis coupled electron transport. The coding region runs from base 1 to 2238 and encodes 745 amino acids. Gene Ontology annotation, molecular function: iron-sulfur cluster binding; NADH dehydrogenase (ubiquinone) activity. The record is from RefSeq and is a predicted model, not a curated record. Lineage: Eukaryota; Fungi; Ascomycota; Eurotiomycetes; Eurotiales; Aspergillaceae. Gene Ontology annotation, cellular component: membrane. The transcript is spliced from 6 exons.
AUGCGGCCGCAGUUGUUUCGUGCGGCCGCCCGGUCUAUCCGGGUCCCAAAGGGCAACUAUCCCAGGGCCUUCGCGACGACAACCCCUCGCUCUGCCGAGGUGGAACUCACAAUUGGUACGCCCCAUUGGACUUUGACUGCUACGUUCUGUUCGAACACUAACAUUUCUGGCUCCGCUCUGAUCCAGGCUUGCGAGAAGGCUGGCGUGACUAUUCCGAGAUACUGUUACCAUGAGAAGCUCCUUAUCGCAGGAAACUGCCGUAUGUGUCUCGUCGAGGUGGAGCGUGCUCCCAAGCCCGUCGCGUCGUGUGCUUGGCCCGUACAGCCAGGGAUGAACGUCAAGACCAACUCCCCGCUCGUUCACAAGGCCAGAGAGGGUGUCAUGGAAUUCCUUCUCGCGAACCACCCCCUCGAUUGCCCCAUUUGUGACCAGGGAGGCGAGUGUGACCUUCAGGAUCAGUCGAUGCGCUAUGGUGCGGACCGGGGACGUUUCCACGAGGUGGGCGGCAAGCGUGCCGUUGAGGACAAGAACAUUGGACCCCUGGUCAAGACAUCGAUGAACAGAUGCAUUCACUGCACUCGCUGUGUUCGGUUUAUGAACGACGUCGCCGGUGCCCCCGAACUCGGAACCGCCGGCAGAGGAAACGACAUGCAGAUUGGUACCUACCUCGAAAGAAACCUCGACUCCGAACUUUCUGGCAACAUCAUCGACCUUUGCCCCGUCGGUGCCCUUACUUCGAAACCCUAUGCCUUCCGCGCUCGUCCCUGGGAGUUGAAGCACACGGAAUCGAUUGAUGUCCACGACGCCUUGGGCUCCAACGUCCGGAUCGACACCCGAGGCAUGGAAGUUAUGCGCAUUAUUCCCAGACUCAAUGACGACAUCAACGAAGAAUGGAUCAACGACAAGUCCCGUUUCGCCUGUGAUGGUCUCAAGACCCAGAGACUGACUACGCCCUUGAUCCGCAAGGACGGCAAGUUUGUCCCCGCCACUUGGGAACAGGCUCUCACCGAGAUUUCCUCAGCCCAGCAGAAGCUCCAGCUGAAGGAGAACGAGUUCAAGGCUAUUGCCGGACACCUUGUUGACGCUGAAGCCAUGGUGGCCAUGAAGGAUCUCGCUAACAAGCUUGGCUCGGAUAACCUGGCCCUCGAUCAGCCUGGAGGAAGCUCGCCGAUUGCCCACGGUAUCGACGUUCGUUCGAACUAUCUCUUCAACUCUCAGAUCUACGGCAUUGAGGAAGCCGAUGCCAUCCUCCUGGUGGCCACGAAUCCUCGUCAUGAAGCCUCUGUCCUCAACGCCCGCAUCCGCAAGCAGUAUCUCCGCUCCGAUCUCGAAAUCGGACUCGUCGGAGAGCAAUUCGAGAGCACUUUUGAAUUCGAGCAUCUCGGAGCUGAUGUGGCUUCUCUCAAGUCUGCUCUGUCGGGCAAGUUCGGCGAGAAGCUUGCUGCCGCUAAGCGCCCUAUGAUCGUUGUUGGUAGCGCUGCGGCCGAACACCAGGACGCCAAGGCCAUCUUCGAGGCCGUUGGCAGCUUUGUCGAGAAGCAUGCGAACUUCAACACGCCGGAGUGGCAAGGCUACAACGUCCUCCAGCGUGCCGCGUCCCGGGCCGCUGCCUUUGAGGUCGGUUUCACUACGCCGUCCCCGGAGGUCGCCCAAACCAAGGCCAAGAUGGUGUGGCUCCUCGGAGCGGAUGAAGUCAGCCAGAGUGAGAUCCCUAGCGAUGCGUUUGUCAUCUACCAGGGUCACCACGGAGACCGCGGUGCCCAGCUCGCCGAUGUCGUUCUUCCCGGCGCGGCAUACACCGAGAAAUCCGGCACCUACAUCAACACCGAAGGACGGGUGCAAAUUACUCGUGCGGCUACUUCCAUGCCUGGUGCUGCUCGUGAGGACUGGAAAAUUGUUCGGGCCACGAGCGAGUUCCUUGGUGCCCCUCUUCCUUACGAUGACAUCGAGGCUCUCCGUGACCGCAUGGAGGAGAUUAGCCCUGUGAUGCGCCGCUAUGACGUUGUCGAGCCGACUUCCCUCAGCUCGUUGAGCAAGGUCCAGUUGGUUGACCAGAACAAGGGCAGCCAAGCCACCGGCGCUCCUUUCAAGAAGGUCAUUGAAGACUUCUACUUCACUGACUCGAUCUCCCGGAGCUCCCCUACCAUGGCUCGCUGCUCAGCGGCCAAGGCUACUGGAAACCCGGAAACGAACUUCAUGGCUGCUGGUGAAAUGUCCCCUCAAGCCCUGUAUGGCUAG